AUGUGUGAUGCAUCUGACUAUGCAGUAGGAGCAGUGCUUGGCCAAAAGAUAGACAAGAAACUCAAUGUCAUCUACUAUGCAAGCAAGACUAUGGAUGAUGCUCAAUGCAAUGAACUUCAUGGUGUCUGGAGAAGUCCUAGUAGUUUUGAUGCUUACAAGAGGAAGAAGUUCUUCAAGGAUGCUAGGCACUACUAUUGGGAUGAGCCUUACUUGUACAAGAGAGGACCAGAUAGCAUUUACAGAAGAUGCAUAGCUGAAGAAGAUGUACAAGGAGUUCUAGAGCAUUGCCAUGGGUCUGCUUAUGGAGGUCACUUUGCUACAUUCAAAACCGCAACUAAGGUUUGCAAUCUGGUUAUGGUGGCCUACCUUGUUCAAGGAUGCAGCAAGUUCAUGCCAAGUGUGAUCCAUGCCAAAGGAAAGGAGGGAUCACCAAGAGGAUGA
Microthlaspi erraticum is the source of this 441-nucleotide messenger RNA. NCBI's taxonomy places the organism in Eukaryota, Viridiplantae, Streptophyta, Magnoliopsida, Brassicales, Brassicaceae. The record is from the annotation of a GenBank genome assembly.